Molecule: messenger RNA, 529 nt
Organism: Rhizophagus irregularis DAOM 181602=DAOM 197198
Lineage: Eukaryota; Fungi; Glomeromycota; Glomeromycetes; Glomerales; Glomeraceae
Source: RefSeq, a predicted model, not a curated record
AAAUCAUAAAAAUAACUUGUACAGAGGGAAUAUUAGUCACCAAGGUAAAAACGAAGGAACCUUGAUUAUGGAAACAAAUCAAUUAAUAUUGAAACCAGCGAAGGAAAACGAGAAAAAAAUUUGGAAAUUUGCAGAAUGGGGAAUAAAGUUGGCAUCGAUGGCGGUACCAGGAACAAUUGUGUAUAUGACAGGUUUUGCGGCAAUUCCCAUUGGUGGUUUAAUGAUUAUUGGCAGUUGUUAUGUUUCCGGGCUUGCAGGUGAAAUAUUAUACAUUAUUGGUUGUGAUACACUAUUAGGAGGCUCCUUUAAAGUCUUAAAAUAUCUCGUGAUUGGUCAUAAAGCAGCUAAUAUCAUUUGUAUUAACAAGAAAAUGACUAUCGGUGAAAAAAUUAUACCUUUCGUGCGAAAUUUAUUAUUUAUAUAUUAUAGGACGUCUUCCUGUUCUAGUUUCUAGUUUUGAUUUUUGUCUUUUUUUGGUUAUUUAAGACUAUUAUUUUAGUAGAGUAAUUAUUACUUUUUUAAUAAAAUA